This is a messenger RNA of Chelonoidis abingdonii (Abingdon island giant tortoise), 3579 nucleotides long. Lineage: Eukaryota; Metazoa; Chordata; Testudines; Testudinidae. The record is from RefSeq and is a predicted model, not a curated record.
UUGGGGGAAGGCAAGAGGCGGCGGGUAUUGCCGCGCCGCGUUUCCCGUGAUGCCUCAGGAGCCCCGCUCUCCUCUCGCCUCCGUUGCCCCCGGAAGAGGGAGCUUGGCGGUGGCGGUUGUUGACAAUAUGGCGGCUGGUGGCUGCUCCGCGGGAGGAAGAGGCGGAGGGAGAGGAGCCGGCAGGAGGAGGAAGGAGUCUCAUUCAUAGGGAGCCCGGCCCGCUGUUCUCCCCCCUCCCCGCCCCGGCACCAUGUCCUUCUUCAAGCGGAAAGUGAAAGGCAAAGAACAAGAGAAGACCACAGAUGUAAAAGCAAUUAAAACUGCAAUACCAGUACAUUCCCCUCAAAGAAGCACUAGAAAUCAUGCCUUGCUGGAGGCUGCAGGACCAAGCCAUGUGGCAAUUAAUGCCAUCUCCGCCAACAUGGACUCUUUUUCUAGCAGUCGGACAGCUGCUCUUAAGAAGCAGCUAAGUCACAUGGAGGCUGCACAUUUUGGAGACUUAGGCCGAUCGUGUCUGAAUUAUCAAGCUCAAGAGACCAAAUCAAGCCUUUCAAAGACCCUUGAACAAGUCCUGCACGACAGUGUUGCCCUCCCUUAUUUUAUCCAGUUUAUGGCACUGCGUAGAAUGGAACAUUUGGUUAAAUUCUGGUUAGAGGCUGAAAGCUUUCACUCCACAACAUGGUCCCGCAUAAGAGCGCACAGCCUGAACACAGUUAAACAGAGUUCAUUGGCAGAGCCAGUGUCUCCUUCAGUAAAACAGUGUGAAACCACAGUAUCUUCUCCAACUGGAUUGCUUGAUGAGAGGUUGGAGGAUUCCAGCACAGUCCAUCUGCUCAUGACCAAGACAGUACCUACAAACCUGAACGAUAAAAUUGACAAUGUUCAGAACCACUUGCUGUCAAGCCAUGAUAGCAAUAAUGCCAGGGUACUUCAUCUUGGGAAAUCUGAGGCAGGGACAUAUUCCGUUCCAGCUGAACAGCAAGACUCUUCCAAGCUUACAGUAUCAAACAGAAACAGCCCCUCUUCUGCACUAAAGGACUUGUCAGGAAAACUAAUGAAAAGUAUAGAGCAGGAUGAAGUUAAUACUUUUUACCAAAAUAAUUCUCCUAGAGCUGCUAAACCAUACCUAUUACAGCAGGCAAUGAGCAAGGAUUUCUGGGAGGGCAUGACAGGUGGACUGCCUAACGUGUUUUCAUUACUGCACGUCAAUAAGUGUUUAAUGCCCCUGGCUGAUAUACUCUUCUGUGAAUCAGCACUGUUCUAUUUUUCUGAAUACAUGGAAAAGGAAGAUGCAGUUAAUAUAUUACAGUUCUGGUUGGCAGCAGAUAACUUCCAGUCUCAGCUUGCUGCCAAAAAGGGCCAGUAUGAUGGGCAGGAGGCACAGAAUGAUGCCAUGAUUUUAUAUGAUAGGUACUUCUCCCUUCAAGCCACACAUCCUCUUGGGUUUGAUGACUUUGUGCGAUUAGAAAUUGAAUCCAAUAUCUGCAGGGAAGGAGGUCCGCUCCCUAACUGUUUUACUACUCCGUUGCGGCAGGCCUGGACCACCAUGGAGAAGGUUUUUUUACCUGGCUUUUUGUCCAGCAACCUUUAUUACAAAUACUUGAAUGAUCUCAUCCAUUCAGUACGAGGAGAUGAAUAUGCAGGGGGGAAUAUUGCACUGACUGUUCAAGGCCCCAGUAGCUCUCCUGACAAUGAGCCUCAUACAACUGGUUCUGAUGGCUCUGCCUCACAGUCCAGUGUCAAAAAGGUUAACGUUAAAAUCCUGAAAAAUUUUGAUGAAGCAAUAAUUGUAGAUGCUGCAAGUCUGGAUCCAGAAUCUCUAUAUCAACGAACUUAUGCAGGGAAGAUGACAUUUGGAAGAGUCAGUGACCUGGGACAGUUUAUCAGAGAGUCGGAACCGGAACCUGAUGUAAAGAAAUCAAAAGGGUCCAUGUUUUCACAAGCUAUGAAGAAAUGGGUGCAAGGAAACACAGAUGAGGCCCAAGAAGAGAUGGCUUGGAGGAUAGCAAAGAUGAUAGUCAAUGAUGUUAUGCAGCAGGCACAAAAUGACCAGCCUUUGGAAAAAGUUACAAAGCUAUGAUUUCAGAAAUGCCAGAGCAAGAAAUGUGGUGUUCUGCUUUUGAAGAUGAGUGAACUUUUUCCCUUUUGGUGGAGUCUUCUUUAACACAGCCAAUGAAAACAAAACACUGUUACUUCAGACAGCUGAUACUCCCUCAUCCAUCAGGGAGGAGGAAAAGGAGCAAUCCUAUAUCUCCUCCACAAAGUACAAAGUAAUGUUGUUUUUUUAAUACUGCACGUAGCGUUCACAAUAAUGAAGGUUUUAAAGAGAUGAAGAAGCACUUCAUGAACAUGUCACUGGAAAACUGUGAUCAGCUUCACAAAUACUUUACCCCAUCUCGGAAGGACUGUUAAUCACAAUAUCUGCAAUGGGACAUGGGCCACACUGGGGACGGGGGAAGGCUUUGUUGUAGUUUCUAGUUCUACUACUACUUGUAAUUUUUAAACACACAACUGUAAAGGCCACAGGGCAGCUUCCCUGACCUUACGCAUUGGAGAGGUCAGCCUGAGAUGAGGAAUACAUUGGCAGUGACUGAUCGGAAGAGCUAUACCCAUUAUAUUUUUCCUUACUUGAACUAGAGGAGUAUUCAACUGUAAGAUAAAUAAAUACAUUUUACUUCCUUCAUAACUGCAUUCAUUUUGGAAAAAAGCAUAAAAUGGCCAGGAAUGAAGACUGGACAAUGUAACUCUUUCUGCCCUUAGUCAAGCUGUUACCCUUGCAUACACGCAUUCCUUGCUUCUAGUAUGCAGAAGACUUACAAACCAAUCUCUUGCCUGUGCAGCCCUCCGUUUCUGAUUCAUGGAUCUGAGUCCAGCCCACUGUGCUGAGCGGACUGUGCCCAGUGGACUCUGCUCCAUUUUCUUACUUCUCCAUCAUGCAGGUAUAAAAUAACUCCCAUUAUGGGUUGCUGCCAUUCUCCAUAAUGUGCUGUCGUCAAACCGAGACCAUAUCUAUUCCUAGAUGUUUGUUUUUAAGGAAAAAAGAUCAUUCAGUUUUAGGACAUUUUGGCUUUAUUUCCCCUUCAUUAUUUUCAGCAUUUUCAACUUAUAUAGCCUUUGUUUUAAACAAAAAGCCACAGCAUCUACCGUACUACUUCACUCUUGGUCGCCAGACCAGUGAGGUGAUUCUACAGAGCAUCUGAAGCACUCAAGUUGUCACUCCGUUAUAUUAUCGCUUUUUUUUUUUAUUGUGAAGCAUUUCUGGUUUGGGUUUAUUUUAUUAUGAUUGCUUUGUUUUCUCAAGAUUGUGCAAAAAAUCAUUUUAUAAAAAUUCUCAAUCAUCUCCAAUGUUCAGAAAGUCUUGAUUGACUAGCAAAUAUUAUUCUGUUGCAAUAUUUGACUGUAUAGAGGCACACUGUGUAUUGUCUAAGAAGAAGCAAAAAGGCUGUGUAUAAGGUUUUUGGUACUAUGUACCACCUCUUAUUUCUCUCAUGCCCAAGUAUUCAUGUACUUAAAGCAUAUUAUAUUUAAUUGUGUUGAUUUAAAAUAUAUAAAUAUUAAAAAUUGUGUCAAUUUUCUGUU